Messenger RNA from Pundamilia nyererei, 322 nucleotides. Its product is annotated as putative C-type lectin domain-containing protein LINC00083. Lineage: Eukaryota; Metazoa; Chordata; Actinopteri; Cichliformes; Cichlidae. The annotation marks the transcript as partial. The transcript has a single exon. The record is from RefSeq and is a predicted model, not a curated record.
AUGGAGAAGAAGACCUGGACUCAGGCUCAGAGCUACUGCAGACAGCAUCACACCGACCUGGCCAGUGGACUCGAUCAGAUAUACAGUGAAGAGUUUAAGAAGCUGAAGAACUCUAAAGCCCCUAAGGUGAACUCGUGGAUCGGCCUGUUCAGAGACAGCUGGAGGUGGUCAGAUGGGAGUAACUUCUCCUUCAGAUACUGGGACAUGGACUCAUUUAAUGAUGGACUAAACAACAGGAAAUGUGCAACGACUCUGUUAGAGAGAUCAGGAAGAUGGAGCUCUGCUGGAUGUGACCAAAGAAAGCCUUUCUUCUGCUAUGAUG